This is a messenger RNA of Colletotrichum acutatum, 906 nucleotides long. RefSeq lists its product as uncharacterized. The transcript has a single exon. Bases 85 to 825 code for a protein of 246 amino acids. Lineage: Eukaryota; Fungi; Ascomycota; Sordariomycetes; Glomerellales; Glomerellaceae. The record is from RefSeq and is a predicted model, not a curated record.
GGGGGGAAGGGGAGAGGGCCGGAGGUUGAUCCUGAUUCUGGCGGGGAUGAUGGUAGCGAUGACGAUGAUGAGGGGGAGGGGGGGAUGACGGAGCAGGAAAAGUUGGCGAGGGCGUUUGGGGAGAGGAAGAUUCGGGUGAGGUUGCAUGGGAGUCGGCUUCCUGAAAGAUACGUGUUGAAUCUGAGAUUGACCAAGGGGGAGGACGCGAAGGGGAGGAGGAAGAGUGCGAGGACGAUGGGGAGGCCUAUGAGGAAGAGGAGGCGGGGUGGUGGUGGAAAGCAGAUGAAGAAGGAAGUUGUCGAGACUAGUUCUGAGGGGGCGUCUGGCGACGACGGGGACGGGGAUGUUGUUCCUGAUCCGCUUGAUGGUGGCCACGACGGCGGUGAUGGUGAUGGCGAGGGGGAGGACGAGAAGCUGUCCGCUGUGGAGAGGGAGAUUCGGGAGGUGGAAGACGAGUUUGUGAGGAGGACGAACGCGUAUCGGGGCGCCGAGAAUAGCGUCGGGAGCGUGUAUCAGCGGCGGUGGUACCUUUCGCUCGAUCGGGAGGCGUGCGGUUUUGAGAGGAGGAGUAUUGGGGGGAAGAGGGUUUGGGUUCUGAGGCACGGUAAUGAUGGUGGUGAUGUUAACGGUCAAGGGAUCAAAGAAUGUGGCGGUAGAAAGAAAGAGGAGGUUGAUGAGAGCGGGAGGCUAAGGUUUCCGUUCUACGUUAGAGGUCCCGACGUUGAGAGGAGCGUUGUGACGGGACGGAGGGGGGGUGAGGUUUUGAGGGAUGAGGGUGUUGAGGGGUUUGUGAGGAGGAAGGGGUGGAGGCCUGUGUUGAAUUGAGAUGUGUGAGUGCUUCUGGUUCAUGGUUUGAGACUUGUGCAAGAAGACGAGUACUGGGGGGUAUUUAUUUGGGAGGUGAGU